Messenger RNA from Delphinapterus leucas (beluga whale), 2980 nucleotides. RefSeq names its product potassium voltage-gated channel modifier subfamily F member 1 (gene KCNF1). Gene Ontology annotation, molecular function: voltage-gated potassium channel activity. Gene Ontology annotation, biological process: potassium ion transmembrane transport; action potential; protein homooligomerization. The record is from RefSeq and is a predicted model, not a curated record. Lineage: Eukaryota; Metazoa; Chordata; Mammalia; Artiodactyla; Monodontidae. Gene Ontology annotation, cellular component: voltage-gated potassium channel complex; membrane.
CUUGGGGGCUCAAGGCUCUGGAGGCCGGUGGUGGUGGUGCUUGUCUGCAGAGAAAUGGGAAGCGGCGGACCCCGAGGACUUCAAGGCAGAAUUUCAAUCCGCUAACCGGCGCGUGUCAAUCGGCCAGGACGGCGGGAAGCUCUGGAUGAAGAGGAGGCCACGCCGGGCUCUACUCCCAUUGCACGGUGUGACCUUGGGCAGUCCCUUCUCUGCCACCCGGGGCUGGACUGGCUGUCCCGGUCGGACAGUGCUCGGGUGGAGGCCAAAGUGCCGCCCACGGUAGGGCGGCGUUAGCGGGAGUUAGGGAACCUGCCGGGACCAGGCAGGAUCGGCCGGCCCGGACGCGGGAGCCGCGUCUGAAGGGCUUUCUUGGGCACGCUUUCCGGCGGAGCAACAGGCGGCCGUGUUCACUCACCAUCGAUCUUCUGGACACAGCAGGGAGAGAGAAACUUUCCAGCCAGCGUCGGCCGGCCUGCCGCUUCCAAGCCCGGGGGUCCCGGGCCCGUGGGUGACCUGCGGCGCCGGGAGGGGCGGGCAGUCGCGCGGCAGCGGCGGUGGCCGGCGCGCAGCUGUGCCCGUCUGCCCAAGGGUUAACCCGUUCCCCUGCAGCUGCCGCGCGUGCCUUGCAGAAUUUCACCAGAAGAGGGUACAGUUUGAAAAGCUCCUGACGUCAGGCUGGAAUUCCUAUUGUGUUUGGAACCGGCUCGGGCACAGCAAGCCCAAGUUGCUCUCCGCACACCUCGGCGGGCUGCGUGGGGCCGGCGGCCGCGUGGCACGUCUCGCGCCGGGGUCGCACGCGGGGAUCCGCGCGCCCGGGGACGGAGGACGGUGCCUGCUGCCCACGAGGGGACCCCACUCCCGCCGGAGACCGAGCCGAAGCGGCGGAUCGCGGCACCCGGGAGCCGGGGUGAGCGCUCGGGGCGAGGCCGGUGGCCGCGAGAGCCCCCCGCCGGCGCGCCCCAGCGCCCGGAUGCCCUCCCGGAGCCCCGCCGCCAGGCGCCUGCCUCCCCCGCGGCGCGCCCCAGCCCGCUGCCGCCCGCUGUGACCGCGCUUCCAGGCAGGCGGGCGCCUGCCGGGCUUCCUCGAGGGCCGCGCAGCGGCGGGACCCGCCGGACCCCGCGGCGGCGGCAGGGCGCGGAGCCGAGGCCGCGCGGGCACUCGCCGGGAGAAUGGACGGGGCCGGGGAGCGCAGCCUCCCGGAGCCGGGCAGCCGGGGCUCCCGGGCGGGAGACGACAUGGAGAUCGUCGUCAACGUGGGAGGCGUGCGGCGGGUGCUGUACGGAGACCUCCUCAGCCGGUACCCCGAGACCCGGCUAGCGGAGCUCAUCGACUGCUUGGCCGGGGGCUACGAUACCAUCUUCUCCCUGUGCGACGACUACGACCCCGGGAAGCGCGAGUUCUACUUCGACAGGGACCCGGACGCGUUCAAAUGUGUCAUCGAGGUGUACUAUUUCGGGGAGGUCCACAUGAAGAAGGGCAUCUGCCCCAUCUGCUUCAAGAACGAGAUGGACUUCUGGAAGGUGGACCUCAAGUUCCUGGACGACUGCUGCAAGAGCCACCUGAGCGAGAAGCGCGAGGAGCUGGAGGAGAUCGCGCGCCGCGUGCAGCUCAUUCUGGACGACCUGGGCGUGGACGCGGCCGAGGGCCGCUGGCAGCGCUGCCAGAAGUGCGUCUGGAAGUUCCUGGAGAAGCCCGAGUCUUCGUGUCCGGCGCGGGUGGUGGCCGUGCUGUCAUUCCUGCUCAUCCUCGUCUCGUCGGUGGUCAUGUGCAUGGGCACCAUCCCCGAGCUGCAGGUGCUGGACGCCGAGGGCAACCGCGUGGAGCACCCGACGCUGGAGAACGUGGAGACGGCGUGCAUCGGCUGGUUCACGCUGGAGUACCUGCUGCGCCUGUUAUCCUCGCCUAACAAGCUGCACUUCGCCCUGUCCUUCAUGAACAUCGUGGACGUGCUGGCCAUCCUCCCCUUCUACGUGAGCCUCACGCUCACGCACCUGGGCGCCCGCAUGAUGGAGCUGACCAACGUGCAGCAGGCCGUGCAGGCCCUGCGGAUCAUGCGCAUCGCCCGCAUCUUCAAGCUGGCGCGCCACUCCUCGGGGCUGCAGACCCUCACCUACGCCCUCAAGCGCAGCUUCAAGGAACUGGGGCUGCUGCUCAUGUACCUGGCCGUGGGCAUCUUCGUCUUCUCGGCCCUGGGCUACACCAUGGAGCAGAGCCACCCGGAGACCUUGUUUAAGAGCAUCCCGCAGUCCUUCUGGUGGGCCAUCAUCACCAUGACCACGGUUGGCUAUGGUGACAUCUACCCCAAGACCACCCUGGGCAAGCUCAAUGCAGCCAUCAGCUUCCUGUGUGGGGUCAUUGCCAUUGCCCUGCCCAUCCACCCCAUCAUCAACAACUUUGUCAGAUACUACAACAAGCAGCGAGUCCUGGAAACGGCAGCCAAGCACGAGCUGGAGUUGAUGGAGCUCAACUCCAACAGUGUGGGCGAGGGCAAGACAGGGGGCUCCCGCGGCGACCUGGACAACCUCCCGCCAGAGCCCGCCGGGAAGGAGGGGCUGAGCUGGAGCAGCCAGCUGAAGAUCUCCCGCAGCGACACCUUCAUCCCCCUGCUGACCGAGGAGAAGCACCACAGGACCCGGCUCCAGAGCUGCAAGUGACGAGGGACGACCUGCGCACAGACGGACUGGGCUGGUGGAUAGAUGGAUGGACGGGUGUGACAGGCCUGCCAGUGACUGCCCGGGAGGGGCUGUCCUUUGUCCCCCAGCCCUCUCCUGAACAGAACUCUGAAGGUCCCCUUGGACACCUCUGAUGAGGCCGGGUAAGAUCCCUUUGUGUUUCCGGCUGUCCAGGGGCCGGGGGCGGGGGCAGGGGCGUCCAGGGAUCACUGACAGUGUGGGGUGAUGAGGGCUGUGGUCUGGCUGACGGCAGGCGCCCUCGCCCAGUUCUGUAUCUCCUUCAAUAAAGCCUGCUGCUCUCUGCGCCC